UUUAUUAACCUUAAAAAAUGCUAAACAAUAUAAACCAAGAACUUCAUAUCUGGGCCUUUUAAAAGAUGUCAACAAAAUAUAACUAUACUCAAAAUAGCAACAACAAAACAGGAUGUGAACUUAAACACUUAAAAACUUACAUAACUCAUAGAGCUGCAAAGAUUUUGUUCUCUUUUACGUCGGUCCUUAUUUAUUCUUCCUGUACUUUCUUCCCUUUUCUUUAGAUAAUUUCUGCCAUCAUCCACCUAUUAAUCCACAGUGAGAGUAGUCUGUAGUUGUAUUCCUGGCUUGUUUCCAUGGUGAUCAGAUGUUAACCUUCUCCACCGUCUACGAGCACUUCAACAAGAACUUGGGUCACGCUGCUGCUCGCCAGUCGGACCGGGACGGCAUCACCGCGGUCGCCUGGCAACGAUGACAAAGCAUCACAGACCAACAAGACAGUGUCCAUAGUCACCUCGUCUCCAAGCUUCAGGAACUUCAGAUCCAUUUCUCUGGACCUUUUUCUGGGUUGACCAGGACUUUAAAAACACAGAAAACUUACAAGGUGCUCCAUCCUCAACUCCUGGGAAGACGUUACCAUGGCAACAAACAACUCUUCCAAAUAUGACAAAAUCCCCCGCAAAGUUCUUACCCCAGGAUCUCCCACUAUCUACCAGCUGAUACCAAGGAAAGAUAACAUUGGAACUCUGACAAGAAUGACUCUUGGUGAAAAAGAUCCAAACAAGAUAAACAAAACCAUCUUACUUGUUGGUGAAACAGGAACAGGAAAAUCUACUCUGGUCAACGCUCUGGUCAACUACGCCAUGGGAGUGGAGUGGGAGGAUGAUGUCUGGUUUCAGAUCGUAGAAGACGAGAAGAGAAGUCAAUCAGAAAGUCAGACAUCAGAUGUGAUCGUGUACCAGAUCUUUGGGUUUGAAGAUAAAACUCUGCCCUACUCUCUGACCAUCAUCGAUACUCCUGGAUACGGAGACACCAGAGGGAUCGAACAAGAUGACAUCAUCAGUCAGAGAUUAUUAGACUUGUUCCAGUCAAAGGAUGGAGUUCAUGAGAUUAAUGCAGUGGGUCUGGUACUGAAAGCGACUGAGAAUCGACUGAGUGACCGACUGAGGUACAUCUUUGAUUCAGUAAUCUCUCUUUUUGGAAAAGACAUGGAGAAGAACAUCAUCGCUCUGAUCACACACUCAAAUGGUCUGACACCUGAAAAUGUUCUGGAAGCUCUUGAGGCUGCAAACAUUAAAUGUGCCAAAGAUGAAGAUGGUGAUCCUGUUCAUUUUAUGUUCAACAACUGCCAGAAAACACAGAAAACAAAGAAAAAUAAUGUUGCUCUAAAAGGUGCAUGGGAAAUGACAAUGAACCAUAUGGGUACAUUUGCUGAUUUCCUGACCGAAAACCCCCCUCAGAACCUGAUGACAACUGUUGAAGUGCUACAUUCACAAAUCAGACUAACAGCGUGCAUCAACAACCUGCAAGAGAGAAUCAAAUUGAUUGAGCUAAAACAGACAGAAAUCCAACAGACUCAGGAUGGUCUGAAAAACAAUGAGAAGUUCACUGUAGAAGUUGAUGAACCCUACAGAGUUAAACAAAAAGUCGACAGAGAGUGGAGGUGGUGGGCACUUGGGUUAAACUAUGGAGGAGCUGUCUGCUGUACUGUCUGUAAGGAGAACUGUCACUACCCAUGUACUCUGGCCUGGUAUCCAGAACACUGUGUGAUCAUGAACGAUGGCCGCUGCACUGUCUGUACCGGGAAGUGUCCUGCAUCAGAUCAUGUGAAGGAAGAACAAUGCAUUGAAUGUGAGGGUAUAUGUUCAGAUGAAUCAAGUCAUGUCAAACACCCCUGGAUCUAUGUGACCAAGACAAAGAAAGUUCAGAAGACCACGCAAGAUGUGAAGGAAAAAGCAGGAAGUACUUUGAAAACUCUUAAAAAAAUCAUGGAAGAACUUCAGCAAGACAAAGAUCAGUGGUUGGAAGAGUCCUUUCAGCAUGUUGUCACACUGGAGGAGAUGGCCCUGAAUGUAAAUUCAGUGUCCAUUCAUGACCACUUGGCUUUCCUGAUUGAGAAGAUGAAGGAGAAAGGAGACACAGGGAAGGUACAGAGACUGAAAGAGAUAUUAAGUAAAAUAGCUAAAAGUAAAGGAUUCAAAGCACUGGUGCGAUACGGGUUUAAUAAACUGCAGCAGCAGUUAAAACUGUGAUGAACUAGAUGAUCACUGAGAUCAGACAGCUGUGCAGAAAACGAGGUGUACACUGAUUGUCAAAUGUGUUUCAUUAAGGUUUCAUUAAUGUGUUAUUAAUGAAAACAGUGUCCUCUGUAAUGACUUUGAGUUAUUGUUAAUGUGCUGUUCAGUCAAUGCAAGGCUGUGAUAUCUUCUGAUGUUAGUGUGAUGUUGACAGAAUAACUGGUGUAGGGACUGUAACUCGUCAUUGACAUAUAAUGUAUAAAUAUCCAUAUAAAGCAGUUAAACAUGAUGUUUCCUUCUCUUGUUAAUUAGUUUGUAUUUGAUGCAUAUUCAUUAAUAUAUGUGAUUAUAUAUUAUAUACCCUGGUGUUUUUAUGUGUAUUCAUGCCUAAUGACUAGUUAUAAUAUUUCAGAAGACAAAAACAUGUUAAUCCAUUUAUGUUGUACUUUGUUUUAUUUCGAGUGAUUAAAUAUCUUCACAGUAAAUAUAUAUUGUCUGAGUGGUGACUGGUAGCUGGAGAGGUACCAGUCAUCCUCCUGGAAACUACCUAACUGCUCGCUGUGCUGUGCAUGUUAAUCCAUAUUAAUGCAUGUCUAUAUCUUCCUGUGUGUAAGUGAAGCAACACAAAAUGUUUAAAAUAAGAUAUUUUUUAAGAAGACCAAUAACGUCUUUAUUAUAUUCUGUUGUUGCUCCUGGAAUAAUAUCCUGAUUGAU
Messenger RNA from Perca flavescens (yellow perch), 2891 nucleotides. RefSeq lists its product as uncharacterized. The transcript is spliced from 6 exons. NCBI's taxonomy places the organism in Eukaryota, Metazoa, Chordata, Actinopteri, Perciformes, Percidae. The coding region runs from base 579 to 2192 and encodes 537 amino acids. Gene Ontology annotation, molecular function: GTP binding. The record is from RefSeq and is a predicted model, not a curated record.